This is a messenger RNA of Mytilus californianus (California mussel), 3899 nucleotides long. RefSeq names its product zinc finger MYND domain-containing protein 15-like. NCBI's taxonomy places the organism in Eukaryota, Metazoa, Mollusca, Bivalvia, Mytilida, Mytilidae. Gene Ontology annotation, biological process: negative regulation of DNA-templated transcription. The transcript has 12 exons. Gene Ontology annotation, molecular function: histone deacetylase binding. The record is from RefSeq and is a predicted model, not a curated record. The coding region runs from base 70 to 1764 and encodes 564 amino acids.
UGUUUUUAUUUUUUCGCGGAAAAUUGGAAAUUAUUUGCUCGAAAAGUUCUGCACAUAUAAAGAAAAAUAAUGGACCUUACUGAUCGAAAAACCGCUGAAAAGUUUAUGGGAGAGUACCUACAGUUUGCAGAGAAGAUGAGACCCGAUAUAGCAAUGAUAGAAGAUCCAGAGAAAAGAGAAGAUGAACUUUGCAAGUGGUUGGAAGGAAUGGAGGAACCAGAAAAACUGUUGUUUGAUUUCUUUGAGACCAACCCAAUGAGUGUCAAUGAUUGGACAACAAAACGAAAAGAGAAUGAACAGAAUGCAUUGACCAAAAUUGAUGAAGUAAAAAAAUUACCAGUUCAAGAUACAAUCUGGAUGAUUGAUGAAUAUACAUCUCUGAAGGAUGAUGAUGGUCAGAAUCACAGAAUCUUGUCAGUAAUGGAUACAAAGAAUCUUUACAUUGGUACACUUAUGGCCAAUAUUCUAGAAUUGUCUCUUGUUCAACAGUGUAGAGAUCUGAUCUGUAUUUGUGCGUUAACACCACUGACAGGAAAACCAAGACGUCCAAAGUCAGUUACGUUUAAAGACCCUUCAUAUGCAGAAAAAGCAGCAGGACUUGACCUAAGUGACCUUGGGAUAAAGUACAUGUAUGAUGGUAUGCCUAAAGAAAAUGAACCAGUCAAGAUGAGGACUUGUUCUGUAUGCAGAUUACGAGGAACUAAAGAAUUAUUUAAAAAAUGCUCAUCAUGCCAAGCUUUAUUGUACUGUUCAAAAGAUUGUCAGAAGAAGGAUUGGACCAGAAAAGGUGAUAUGGGUCCUCAUAGUCACAAAAUCUGGUGUAAAAGGAUGAAGAUGUAUAUGUCAAAAACAGAAGAGAUGAGACAGUUUCCUUUUACCUAUGCACAAGAGACUACCUCAGAAUAUUUUGAUAUGGCAGCCUACAAGACGUUUCUUGAGAAACAAGGUGUUCUAGAUCAGGGUUUAUGGAGAAGAGAAUGUAGAUUACAUGGGGACGAGACUAAGUGUUUCUGUUCAGUACCAUUUGGAGAGCUUCCAGAAAGUGAAGACCCAAUAUUUUUACCAGUGGAAUCAUCAAUCCUAGAUGAAGCUCCAGAAAAAGAAAUCAAAUUAUUACAUGAUUGGGAGUCUUACUAUGAAUACCGAGGAUUUCGAUUGGAUUCUCCAAUAGCCAUAUUACUGCACUGGCCAAUGACAUUGUAUCAUAUAAUCAAAUUCUGUUACCCUAAUGACAAUCCUGAAUGGUGGGACAGUGUAGAUUCCAGCUGUUUAAAGUUGGACCUUAUUGGUGUUGAGAAAGAAGUGGAAAUGUUAUGUCUGUUCAAGGAACUUGGAUAUUUAUGUCCUGAUAUUUCUAUUGACAUUAUAAUGUAUGGUGUAGAGAUUUCUAAAGAUGUACACAACAGGACAUAUGAACAUAAUAAUGUUAAGAUACAGAUUGUUAAAGGGCCAUAUCAUAAACGUGCUGAUGAACACAGAAAACCUCAUUUGGUUGUAGGUUUAAAUGCUGGAUUAGGUGCAUACCAAAUGUGGGGUCAGACACUUGUCAAACUCAGGACUGAUAGGACUCCAGCCUAUUUUACAGACUACUGCCAAUACAGCUGUGAAUGUGCUAGAACAGCUGUUGAAGGGUUAACAUUUGGGACAAUAUCAGACCCUGUAGUUAACCCCUUCAGGAACCCUGUAAGAAAGUUAGCAGAAGAAAAUGACAUGCCUUGGUACAGUAAUGGAUUUUUGUAUAGGAUUAUUUACCCUUCAAAGUGAAACAAUUCUGACUUAACUGGUUCUUGUUUCAAUUGAAGAAUCAUUUUUGACUUAACAUGCACUUGUUAAAACCAGUGAUAAAAAACUAGUCAAAUUUAUUGUUGAUGGUAUAUAUUUUAAACAUUUACUUGAAGAGUUCAUGUGAACUGUUCCUAGUAGAAUUGACAACAAAAGCAUAUUUUUUUUUGAGGGCUAGCAGCUUCCAAAUGAGGUUUUGACUUCCUUUAACUUUGCACUUGUUUUAGUUAAGGAAACUUGUUUUAAGUUUAGGAAAAUUAAUGUUUACUUUAUUCUCAAUGUCAUACUUAAAUCAAGAGAUUUAUUCAUUCAAAAGAACUUCGAAAGAUCAUAACAUUCGUAGAUUUCUUUUUUGGCUAAAAUGUCUUAUUAUUAUAGGCAAUAUGAAGUAAAGUUUAGAUGUACUACCUCAAGCAUUUUAAACAGUGGAAAUGUUUAAUAAAAAAGCAGUUGGAUGUAGUGUAUUUAUAUAUUAUAAAAACUUGAAAAUUCCCUGUAAUCCUAUUAAUUCAGUUUGAUUGUAACUAUAAACAUUUGAACAAGCAAAAUUUUUCAUUUGUCUUUUGCUGAGACCAUAAUUUAACAUCUAGAUAUCUCGAAGGGCCCCAUGUGAGCUUAUGCCAUCACUUGGCGUCCGUCGUCGUAGUCGUCUGUCAUCGUAAACUAUUUAAAAAAUCUUCUCCUCUGAAACUACUGGGCCAAAUACCUUCAAACUUUAAUUAAAUGUUCCUUAGGGUAUCUUGUUUAUAAAUUGUAUCCGAAGUUUUGAUCCAUCAACAAACAUGGCCGCCAUUGCUAAAAAUAGAACAUAGGGGUCAAAUGCAGUUUUUGGCUUAUAUCUCAAAAACUAUGGCUUUUUGAGCAAAUCUGACAUAGGGGAAAAUUGUUCAAUUGGUCAAGAUCUAUCAGCUCUGAAAUUUUCAGACGAAUCGAACAACCCAUUGUUGGGUUGCUGCCACCGAAUUGGUAGUUUUAACAAAAUUUUGCAGUUUUUUGUUAUUAUUUUGAAUAUUAUUAUAGAUAUAUAUAAACUGUUAGCAGCAAUAAUGUUCAGCAAAGUAAGAUCUACAAAAAAGUUAAUAUGACCAUAAUUGUCAAUUGACCUUUUAAGGAGUUAUUGCCCUUUAAAGACAAUUUUACACAAUUUGUUCAUCAAGUUUGCUAACAUUUAAAAAUCUUCUCUGAAACUACUAGGCCAAUUACCUUCAAACUUAAAUAAAAGUUCCUUAGGGUAUCUUGUUUAUAAAUUGUAUCCGAAGUUUGUAUCCAUCGACAAACAUGGCCGCCAUGGCUAAAAAUAGAACAUAAGGGUCAAAUGCAGUUUUUGGCUUAUAUCUCAAAAACUAAAUCUUUUAGAGCAAAUGUGACAUGGGGUAAAAUUGUUUAAUUGGUCAAGAUCUAUUGGCCCUGAAAUUAUCAGACGAAUCGAACAACCCAUUGUUGGGUUGCUGCCACCAAAUUGGUAGUUUUAACAAAAUUUUGCAGUUUUUUGUUAUUAUUUUGAAUAUUAUUAUAGAUAUAUAUAAACUGUAAGCAGCAAUAAUGUUCAGCAAAGUAAGAACUGCAAAAAAGUUAAUAUGACCAAAAUUGUCAAUUGACCCCUUAAAGAGUAAUUGCCCUUUAAAGACAAUUUUACACAAUUUGUUCAUCAAGUUUGCUAACAUUUAAAAAUCUUCUCAUCUGAAAUACAGGUGAGCGAUUCAGGCUCUUGGGAGCCUCUUGUUUCUUAUACUAAUUAAAGAAGAUAGUUCAUGGUUUUUUUUAUGGGAACAUAACAUACAGCUAAAGAACACUAAUCAUAUCUUCUCUUCAUGCUAAUGAUUUGUAUUUAUUUAAGUUCUGUUUUUAACCUGUGAUGACAUUUUAAGGACUUGGAACCUUCUUAGAUUGAAAAUUAAAGUUAAUAUUAUUGAUAAUGCUGUUUUUUGUAUAAAAAAGCUUGUUUUUGAAAAUUUUGUAACAAUGUACAUGUUGUGGUUUGCCAUAUAGAAGAUCAGCUUUGAUUAUACAUUGUAACUUUGUAAAAAUUCAAAUAUGUACUUUUUAUUACUGUUUAUGAUUUUCAGAACUAUGUUGAUUGUUAGUUGUAAAUUUCUUGUUAUUAAAGUUGAGUUUUU